This is a messenger RNA of Protopolystoma xenopodis, 249 nucleotides long. The record is from the annotation of a GenBank genome assembly. Lineage: Eukaryota; Metazoa; Platyhelminthes; Monogenea; Polystomatidea; Polystomatidae.
AUGGCUGCUACAUCAAACUGGUUGCCCUCCGAACGAACGGCGAUAGAAAUAACGACUCUGUUGCUCGCAAUUUUGUCAAAAUCUGUCCGACGACGAGGAGAGUUCGUCAAAGCAACUGGACCUGUUGCACAUCCGAAUGGGCUCAACAAGUGGGUUGGUGAGCAGAACGUAACUUCACUUGAGAUUGACGAUAUCGCGGUCAGACAGUUCUAUUUUCCUGUCAUUCAGGCCAUUGUUUAUGUUGUGUAG